Molecule: messenger RNA, 612 nt
Organism: Jaculus jaculus (lesser Egyptian jerboa)
Lineage: Eukaryota; Metazoa; Chordata; Mammalia; Rodentia; Dipodidae
Product: keratin-associated protein 4-6-like
Exons: 1
Coding region: 1-612 (203 amino acids)
Cellular component (GO): keratin filament
Source: RefSeq, a predicted model, not a curated record
AUGUGCAACUCCUGUUGUGGCUCCGUCUGCUCUGAGCAGGGCUGUGGCCAGGAGGCCUGCUGCCAGCCCAGCUGCAUGCAGACCACCUGCUGCAGGACCACCUGCUGCCGCCCCAGCUGCUGCGUGUCCAGCUGCUGCAGGCCCCAGAGCUGCGUGUCCAGCUGCUGCAGGCCCCAGAGCUGCAUCUCCAGCUGCUGCAGACCCCAGUGCUGCAUCUCCAGCUGCUGCAGGCCCCAGUGCUGCAUCUCCAGCUGCUGCAGACCCCAGUGCUGCAUCUCCAGCUGCUGCAGGCCCCAGAGCUGCAUCUCCAGCUGCUGCAGACCCCAGUGCUGCAUCUCCAGCUGCUGCAGGCCCCAGAGCUGCCAAUCUGUGUGCUGCCAGCCCACCUGCUGCCGCCCCUCCUGCUGCCGCCCCAGCUGCUGCAUCUCCAGCUGCUGCCAGCCCUCCUGUGGUGGCUCCAGCUGCUGCCGCCCCUGCUGCUGCCGCCCCUGCUGCUGCCUGCGGCCAGUGUGCGGCCAGGUCUCCUGCCACACCACUUGCUACCGCCCAACCUGCGUCAUCUCCACCUGCCCCCGCCCCAUGUGCUGCGCCGUCCCUUGCCCUUGCUGCUGA